AUUCAGUGCUUUUCCGGAUUUUUUCCCGUUAACAUCGACAUCACAGCGUCACAGGAAAACUUAUUUUUCACAACAUGAAAAUAUUCAUAGAAUAGUCAAUUCAAAAUCAACAGCCAAUCCGACACAUUUUUACAGUGACAAGAAUUUUUCAAAAACAUAAUACGGAAAUUUUCGCGGGAUGAUAAAUGGUGAUACAUGUGUAUGUAAUAAAGCGUGUACUGUUACAUCACGUGUCGCUCGCGUGAGGCACUAUCGUAAUUCAACCAUGUAUAUGGCUAUUUAACUGAGAAAAUAAUCGCACAUGCAUUGAGAUAUCUUCCGGCAUUCAUUAUUAAUCAUCAAAGUUGAUUAAUCCAGGCGAAUGAUAAUUAAUUUUCCCUUUGGGGAUUUUCAUUCACAGUGAGCAGUAUUGCACGACAGCAGAAUGGCACCUAAUGUAACAUCUGCACCAACGGGUGUACAUUAUCAGAAUGGAAUCAGUGAAUCAAAUUCGGUGGAUGGUAAACCUAAGGCACCGUAUCAACGCAAAAUUGUUUGGUUUAAUGUAACUGUUUUCGUUGUACUUCACGUUGCUGCAAUUUAUGGACUUUAUCUGGCAUUCACAUCAGCCAAAAUUGCCACGAUAGUUUUUGCUUAUUUUCUGUACGUAUGUACUGGACUUGGAAUAACCGCUGGUGCCCACAGACUUUGGUCUCACCGUUCCUACAAAGCCAAUUUUCCCCUUCGAUGUAUUCUCAUGGUGUUCAACACAAUCGCAUUCCAAAAUUCGAUAUACGAGUGGUCCAGGGAUCAUCGAGUGCAUCACAAGUACAGUGAGACUAACGCUGAUCCUCACAAUGCCACUAGAGGAUUCUUCUUCGCACACGUUGGAUGGCUCCUCUGUAAGAAGCAUCCUGAUGUCAAGGACAAAGGAAAAGGUGUGGAUAUGAGUGAUCUCAUGAGAGAUCCUGUUGUCGCUUUUCAAAGGAGACACUAUCUAGUGCUAAUGCCUUUCAUGGCAUUCGUUCUUCCAACAAUAAUUCCAGUUCACUUUUGGAAUGAGACGUGGACCAACUCAUUCUUUGUCGCAACACUAUUCCGUUACGCGUUCACCCUCAACAUGACGUGGCUAGUCAACUCAGCUGCGCACAUAUUCGGUGGUAAACCAUACGACAGAUUUAUCAACCCCGCGGAGAACGUCUCUGUAGCAGUGGGCGCACUGGGCGAAGGCUGGCACAACUACCACCACGUCUUCCCCUGGGAUUACAAAGCAGCUGAGCUGGGCAACUACAGGCUCAACUUCACAACAGCUUUCAUCGACUUGUUCGCCAAAAUCGGCUGGGCAUACGAUCUUAAACGCGUCUCAUCGGAGAUAAUUGCACAGCGAGUGAAGAGAACGGGUGACGGUAGCCACGAGGUGUGGGGUUGGGGAGACAAAGAUCAACCGAGUGAGGAACGAGAGGCCGCUAUUAUCGAAUAUCAGGUGGACGAUAAUACCUCCACAUCGAUUGUACAUUAGUUCAAUUAAGUUUCCCAAAAAUUUCAUAUCUUCACAGAUUAAUGAUUAUUAUUGACAUCAUUACACGAGUCUAAGUUCCGAUGUUACACGCGAGACGAGAGUCACCCCGCAUCGAGCCUCUUCUACCUAUUUAUAAUUAUCUUUAAUCGCGUAUUGCUUAUUGGCAAUUUUGUUUUUGUAAUGGUAGAGUUUUGAAGGCACUUGGCAGUUUAAACUGUAAUUAUUCUUAUUAUUAUGCAACUCCUGGGAUAUUUUUCUUCUUGAACAACGUCUGAAUAUUUUUUUCCCACAUCACCGUCCAGACCAGCAAUGGGGGGUCGCAUUAUUUCGACUGAAUGAAUUUAAAAUGAGAGUUUGCAUGACAGAUGAGACGAACUGAUUGAAUGAUUGUGAGGUUUGCGACUUCGUGCUGGUCGCGAAUUCUGGAAGAACUUGAUGCUAGAGGAUCGCUGAGUUUACUUAGGCCAACGGCUUUGACAUGUGUUACAGUAUAACGUGAAUUAAAGACAAAUUAAGAAUACAUACUCUUAUGAUCGAUCAAGUGAAUAUAUGAAACAAUAUGAAAUAAAGAGUGAUUUAAGUUUAAUAAAUAGAAAAUAAAAUUAUAUUUUUAAAGAAA
Molecule: messenger RNA, 2117 nt
Organism: Diachasmimorpha longicaudata
Lineage: Eukaryota; Metazoa; Arthropoda; Insecta; Hymenoptera; Braconidae
Product: acyl-CoA Delta-9 desaturase-like
Exons: 4
Coding region: 425-1498 (357 amino acids)
Biological process (GO): unsaturated fatty acid biosynthetic process
Cellular component (GO): endoplasmic reticulum membrane
Molecular function (GO): stearoyl-CoA 9-desaturase activity; iron ion binding
Source: RefSeq, a predicted model, not a curated record